AAUCGAACAUCAAGAUUGGACCAAUGCAGAAUAUGAAUAGGAAUUUAAUAUAUCACUCAAAAUAAUACUGUCGGUUACUAGGAGAGAUGUGAUAAACGUUGUUGAGACUUGUGAUAUCACCUUGCGCUGAUGAAGUUAUAUAUCACUGCAUAGCAGCAGUCGGUUUCAAGAACCAUAAGGCAGUGGAAAAAACAUUUUGUUAAAGCCAGUAUUUUGGAGAUAUUUCCAAUUUAAGAUAUCCAUUUGGUUCGCAAGAAUAGUUAGAAAAUAGCCCAUUUUGCAUUCAUUAUUUGAUGAUUUGAUAGAGUAAGUUGAACAACCAUCUGCUAUGUCGACCAAAAAAAGCAACAACCAAGAGGAUGCAGCAACGAAAAAAGCUGGAAGGGGUUUACAGCAAAAAUCUGUGCAAAUGGCAAGCAAAAAUCCAUUUGCGGCAUGCAAGUCGUAUUAUGACAAACCUAGACCAGCAAAUGAGAAGAUUCCGUUUUCAUGGCAGGAUACUCAGUAUCAAGAUCGCUCAAAAUCUGCCGAUGAAGCAAAGUUCCGUUAUCUAGAGAAGCAGUACACAAGAGGUGUUGUUGGCAGCAGUAAUAGCUCUAUAAACGGCGACAUCAAAAACCAAACUAGAUUUCUCUCAGCCCCAGUUUCAAAACGAGACCAACAGAGAUCUAGCGAACGGCCUACGUCACCAACACCGGGGAUAUCCGUACCAUCUGAAGAAAUCAGAGAUAAACCAGUAGAAGAGACCAGGUCAAUCCCGAGAGGAGGCUCGCGAGAUGCGCAACCCCAGGAAUGGACAAAACAAAGAAUGCAUGAAAAUAACAUGGAAUGGAGAGCAGGAUAUGAGAAUUGGCGUGGAAGGGCAGCACAGAUUCAUAACAACAUGGCAAGAGAACUUGGGGAAAUAGCUCGAAGCAAGGAAACCAAUUCAAAGGAUCUGCAUAGGAAAUCUCAAUGGUAGAACAUCCAUACUCCUUUGAAUGAAGAAAAUGAUGCUUGCUGAUUGUCUUUCAAGAAUAAUGCAGCUUAUUUUGCCUACAUACAAUGCCCUUGUUCAAAUUUUGAAAAAUACUUUAAAUUUCCUUGCAUCGAAUUUCUAGCUUCAGAUUUGGACAGACGACCAGAAUUUUAGUUCACAUAAAAUACUUUGUAGGGGAUUCAACAAACACUUACAGACUAAAAUCCAGGUCCUUAAUCCGAAUUCAAAGUCCAAAAUUCAAAACAAAGAAAUUCAAAGUAUUUUUCAAAACGUGUAUUGCGGAACCAAAGAUUUUUUGUUAGAUUAAUAAAGGUAAGAUGUCUUAAGUAAAGGACUUGCUUGUUUAUGGACAGUAAUAUGAAUAAGUUCGUAAGCAUAUUGACGCAAAAAAAUUCUCAACCACUAGGCAACAAUUUAUAAGUUAAUUGUCAUAAACUGACUAGGCCCCUUUUUAGAAACCUGAUGAUCAGAGAUCUUCUAAUGGGGGAGUCUUGGGGUCAAAAUAAUGAUUACUUUUAAUGAUAAUUUGCUAAUACACCAGAAAGGGGAGAUGAAUCUUCUUUGUCUCCCUAAUAAAUGUGUCAGGUGUUUGUAAAUUUACGUUAUCAAUGACCCUGAGAUUAAUUAGAGGUGAAGGAGAAAGAGAAUGUCACGGAGCGACGUCAUUAGUUGAAUUGAAACUUUUCCCUUGACAGUUUCUCAGUUUUGGUGCGACAAUUGUAAAUAAUUACAGUUUAAUAUUAUCUUCUAUCUUUCUAUUCUAUUCUUAAGUGCUUCCUAUUGGAAGUUAUUAUACUAAGAUCAAAAUGAAAGUAUUUCCAUUUGUUUUAAAGGCAUAAUUACUGACUGGUAUUUCUAUACAAUCUUCUUUUGAAUGUGUCUUUGGUAAAGGAAUUUUGAGAAGAUGGGUAUGAUGAAUAAGAUGGAGCUAAAAACCGAUGUUAGAAAGUACUAGCAAUUCACUUCAAUUUAGAUUUGCAAGCUGGAUAUAUGUGGUAGAGUGAUCGUAAGAAAGCUAGGGCGGUAAGGGAAAAAUCCCUUCUUUGCGACAAACUGAAAAUAGCUUUCUGUCCGACUUUCGUGAAUCGAAUCAAUUCCAUCUCUUUUGCUUGAACCUUUGUCAAAGAGACAGCCUCUUUAAACCAGUAAGAUUUAGUCAAACUAUGAUUUAGUCGAAUUCGAUUUUACAAAAUCUGUUUCGAAAGCUUUGUAUCAAGUUGUUUCUGCACCUUCGAUUAUUGAUUAUUGAUUUGAAAAAGUAAGAAUCUUCACAGCAAAAGAGGAGACUAAUUAAAGUGAAUAUUUGAGGACGAGUGAUGAACGAUAUUCUAGUGAUCAUUUUUGCAUUCUUUUCCGUGUUCUUUUGGAAUUUAGGCUGCCAUUAAGCCAUGCAAAAAGUGUCAAAAUUGACACUAGAUAGAGCGAAGAAUUGAAUUUUAUUUCAAUCACCAUUCGAUUUAGUCAAAUGAACUAGAAAACUUUUAAUUAGUGAACAAUAGGAUUCGACAUUCUUAUGACGCCUUGCGAUUUUUCCUCAUACACGAUUAGAUAGAAUAGAGAGCGACUGGCCCCUGCCCUGAAAGGCGCAUUAUUAUAGCAUCGGCUCAUAGACACUCAUGAAGGAAAACUACCCUAUUCUUAAUUAGAUUUAGUCGCUUACUCGACGAAAUUUGCACUACAGGGUGUAGUUUAAGUUGAUUGACUGAACGCAGGAUUAUCGGGAGCCUUUCAAAGUUUGGAGGGGGGCACAGGUAGGAAGGGGCACCAUAAAA
Rhopilema esculentum is the source of this 2751-nucleotide messenger RNA. Lineage: Eukaryota; Metazoa; Cnidaria; Scyphozoa; Rhizostomeae; Rhizostomatidae. The record is from RefSeq and is a predicted model, not a curated record.